Messenger RNA from Zasmidium cellare ATCC 36951, 1875 nucleotides. RefSeq lists its product as uncharacterized. The transcript has a single exon. The record is from RefSeq and is a predicted model, not a curated record. Lineage: Eukaryota; Fungi; Ascomycota; Dothideomycetes; Mycosphaerellales; Mycosphaerellaceae. The coding region runs from base 1 to 1875 and encodes 624 amino acids.
AUGCAACUCCGGCCACUGUACAGCAAGAUUCAGCUACCAGGGGAACCGCCUGAUAUCAUACGCCUAUUGAAGAUUGAGAAAAUAGAAGGCGACCGAAUCAUUUGCCAUUUGGACCAAGCAAAGGUUUCUGAAGCGCCGGAGUACUCGACGCUGUCCUAUACCUGGCGGUCUCCUCUCUUGAAGGACGAUGGGUCAGACCCGUACCCCAGUAAACAUGUCAUACAUUUCAUCGACGGUGACUCUAUCCCGGUGUUUGACAACCUUUACCAAGCCUUUCUACGCCUGGGACGCUCGGACUUCCGCGAUCAGCAUUUCUGGAUCGAUGCCAUCUGUAUCGAUCAGGACAACACCGUCGAACGAAAUCACCAAGUAGAUCUCAUGGCUCAAAUCUAUCAGCAUGCGAAGCAUGUCAUUGUGUGGCUCGGUCCCGACGAUGAACAUGUAGACGCUGCUUCGAAACUCAUCGAAACGUUGCCUCCUGUUCUUGAGACAAUCCCGGAGAAAGAUUGGAGCAAGCGAAUCAACCCGUGGAAGAUCGACGAAAUAGACAUUCCGGAAUUAAGAAAGGCGAAUGCCAACCAGCAACAGUCAUGGAUUUCGCUGGCGCAUUUCUUCCGCCGCAACUGGUGGUCCCGUUCAUGGGUAAUCCAAGAAGUGCUCUUGUCGCAGAACCUCAAACUGUUUUGUGGGACAGAGCGCGAGAUAUCUUGGGGCGACUUGGAAAGAGUCUCACACUUUCUGUCUACGACUGCAUGGAGACAGGUUCUCUCCGACCAAGGCUUCCUUGGUAUUGCACCUGGCGAAUGUUUGCCAGAGUACAAUACUCCAACUUUUCUCAAAGCUGCCAGACGAGAUUUGAGUGCUGACAACGACUUCCUCUACACCUUGAUAAGAGCCAGAAGACACAACUGCCAAAUGCCCAUCGACAAAGUGUUCAGCCUGUAUGGCAUUGCCUCAGCCUAUGCUCGUGAUCGCACAAAGGUUCCAAAGGCGAACUACUAUCUAACACCUGAUGUGGCUUUCACGCAGACUGCCCGGUACAUUCUGGAAAGCAGCAAAGACAUGCAUAUUCUGGCCCAUGUUGAAGGCUCGAAAUUCCAGAGGUUGGCAAAUCUACCGUCUUGGGUUCCAGACUGGACUGUCACAGAGCCUAUGGGCCUUGGAAUUACUGGCUACAAGCGUUAUUAUGCUGCCGGAGAUCCUCAGCUCCACUACCAGAAGCCACAGUUUCCAGAGCCGCAUAUCUUACGUCUGGAAGCAACUCGUGUUGACCGAAUUGCAGCGUGCAGCAAGCCACGAGGCAAAGACUCAUUUCCAGAUUGGAUGGACCUUCUCCAAGGUCUCGAGAAAGACUACUUCAACAGACAAUCAUGCCACGAAGCAUUCUGGAGGACCCUGAUUUGCGACACUGACAACCACAAAGCAUGCCCAUCUCCACCCGAACUUGAGAUAUGCUUUCGAGCCUGGCUGAAGAAGCACGAUUUGUCAAGGAGGUUUCAAGAGGUCUGCCAAGCCGAAGGCAUUCAGCUGACGAUAAACGACACUGAUGGAUCUUCCCAUGACGCUGAUCGCUUUGAUCUCUGUCUCUCCCACCGACAAUGUCUACGACUUUUUCGAACAGAAGAAGGAUAUCUUGGUUCUGGCACUGAGUGUCUCCAGGCUGGAGACUCCGUGUGGAUGGUUCCUGGGUCGCGCGUUCCACUGAUUCUGCGAGAGCGGCCAUCUCAAGGUGCAUCCAAUCAUCUCUACGAAUUAGUCGGCGGAACUUAUUUGCAUGGCUUCAUGAGACCUGAGCCGGCCGUCUUGCCUAGUGGUAUCGUGCGCAAGGAUGGGACAAGCAGGAUGCUCAAGUACGAAGUUGUCGACAUCGUAUGA